This is a messenger RNA of Syzygium oleosum, 3297 nucleotides long. Its product is annotated as U-box domain-containing protein 34-like. Bases 480 to 3020 code for a protein of 846 amino acids. The transcript has 9 exons. Gene Ontology annotation, biological process: protein phosphorylation. The record is from RefSeq and is a predicted model, not a curated record. Lineage: Eukaryota; Viridiplantae; Streptophyta; Magnoliopsida; Myrtales; Myrtaceae. Gene Ontology annotation, molecular function: protein kinase activity; ATP binding.
AUAACAAGCAAAAGUUCAAAGUCUGUCGUCACUUCCAUAAUAAUUUUUAUAUAGAAAUUCAAGGCACAUAAUCCUACUGUCAAAAUAUGCAAUGCAAAGCAAAGCAAAUCAUGGUUUAACUUCCAACGUUUUUCUUUCCUUCGGCCUGAGCUGAACUUCCAACUUGGGCUACAUAUCAAGAGAAGAAAAUCAGAGAGAGAGAGAGAGAGAGAGAUUACAGGAGAGUCUCAUAUUUCGGUCUCCUCUUAGCUAUUUUUAAUGACUGAUGCUCGAUGCUUUCGUGCACAAGACGAGGGAACAAAACAGGAAAGCAAACAAACAACCUUUGACAUCUGAAGAAGAGAAAAUAGCGGGUACACCUUUUUAGGAGGGAGCUCCGAUCAUCAAACACAGUCCCAGGUUUUGUUGUCACCCACCCAAGAAUCAAUCUGCUUGAUCCUACAUUGCCACAGAGAAGAGAAGAGAGAAAGAGAGAGAGAAUGUGGGUUGGAAAGAGUCAUGUGGAGAAGAAAGCCGCGAUGAGGAAUGGAUUGGUCGCCGUCGCCAUCGACAGCGACAAAGGCAGCCAAUACGCCAUCCGGUGGGCUGCCGAUAAUAUCCUCUCCAAAGGCCAAACCGUCAUCCUCAUCCAUGUGCACCACAACUCCGCCUCCGCUUCCUCACCACGACACCAUCGCAAUUAUGACCACCACACGAAUUCCAGUAUUGAAGGCCCGGCGCCACACAAGCAGGAGUUGCAAAAGUUAAACAAGGACCUGUUCCUCACCUUCCAUUGUUAUUGCACUCGAAAAGAUAUACAUUGCCUAGAUGUCAUACUGGAGGACCUGGAUGUGGCCAGAGCAAUUACAGAAUACGUCUCUUACGCCGGGAUAGAGCUCUUGGUUCUCGGUGCUUCGCAUCGUCAUGGAUUCAUCAGAUUAAAGCAUUCAAACAUCCCAAGCAGUGUUUCAAAAGGGGCACCAGAUUUCUGCACGGUUUAUGUUGUCUCCAAAGGAAAGGUCUCUUCCGUGCGGAAUGCUUCUCGUCCGUCUCCUUAUGCCUCCCCUCUUCUCGAACAAAUACAGAACCUUAACAAACAGACCGCCGGUUCUGAAAAACACUUGCAGAACAGUUUAAAAGUUGCAGAUCAAACUUCAAUCAAGUCUGCUCUUGCCAUGCCCAAUGAGUCCAUCAGGUCGGCAUUGGACAAAGGAAGAGGUUCAUCAGCAUAUGCAGCAGGGAUGAUGCCAGAAGUAGACACUGACAUAUCGUUCAUCAGCUCUGGAAGAUCAAGCACAGAUCAAUCAUCCUCUAUGCUCUAUGACCGAAUGGACUCCAUCUACCCCGCGCGGCUCUCCACCAGCCCAGAUAGGUCAUCCAUUCAUUCACUGCAGAGAUUUAUUGAUUUCGGUUCAUCAUAUGAAUUGUCACCGAUCUCACAAGAGAGUGGACGAACAUCGUGCUCGUUCUCAUCACAGAACCUGGAUGAUGCAGAAGUUGAAAUGAGGAGGUUAAAGUUAGAAUUGAAGCAAACAAUGGAGAUGUACAGUACAGCAUGCAAGGAGGCACUGGUGGCAAAACAGAAGGCAAUGGAACUGCAACGCUGGAGAUACGAAGAAGAGCGGAGACUGGAUGAGGCGCAACAUGCUAAGGAAAAUGCACUGUCAAUUGCAGAGAAGGAAAGAGUUAAGUACAAAGCAGCCCUUGAACAAGCAGAGUCAGCACAAAGAAUUGCAGAGCUGGAAGCACAAAGGAGACUGAAUGCAGAAAUGAAAGCCCUCAGAGAGGCAGAAGAGAUAAAGAAGGUAUUGGAUGAACUGCAGCACAGCGAUGCAAGAUACAGGCGAUACACAAUUGAAGAGAUUGAAGCUGCAACCAAUUUCUUUGCUGAGUCUCACAAGGUUGGCGAGGGAGGUUACGGCCCAGUGUUCAAGUGUUACCUAGAUCAUACACCGGUUGCAGUUAAAGUUUUACGUCCAGAUGCAGCUCAAGGAAGGUCGCAGUUUCAACAAGAGGUGGAAGUACUUAGCCGCAUAAGGCAUCCCAACAUGGUGCUUCUCUUGGGAGCCUGCCCAGAGUACGGGUGUCUAGUGUACGAGUACAUGGCCAACGGAAGCUUAGAGGAACGUCUUUUCCAGCGACGCAAGUCACCCGUUCUGUCUUGGCAAAUUAGAUUCAAAAUUGCUGCAGAGAUAGCCACAGGCCUCCUGUUCCUCCAUCAGACAAAGCCAGAGCCUCUAGUCCAUCGUGACCUCAAACCCGGCAACAUUUUGCUCGAUUACAACUAUAUCAGCAAAAUUAGCGACGUUGGAUUGGCUAGGCUGGUUCCUCCUUCAGUUGCUGAAACUGUAACACAGUACCGAAUGACAUCGACCGCAGGCACUUUCUGCUACAUCGAUCCGGAGUAUCAGCAAACAGGGAUGCUAGGCGUGAAAUCUGACGUAUAUUCUUUCGGAAUCGUGCUUCUGCAACUAAUCACGGCAAAAUCACCGAUGGGCAUCACUCACCACAUCAGCAAGUCCAUAGAGAAAGGAAACUUCUCAGAGAUGCUAGACCCCGAAGUACCUGACUGGCCCGUUGAGGAGGCCUUGUCCCUCGCACAGAUAGCUCUCCAAUGUGCUGAGAUGAGACGGAAGGACCGGCCGGAUCUCGGCAAGGUUGUUUUGCCAGAGCUCAACAAGUUGAGAGAUUUUGCUGAAGAGAACUUGCAGCACUGCUCGAUAUUGGGUGGCAGUGCACUGCCAUCCCCUCAUCACUCUCACAUUUCCACAGCUCAGGUAAGCCAAAGUCUCUUCACUAACAUCUGGAACUUGGAAUAUAAACCCCUUUUCAGUCUUCACUCAAAUCAUCCUGUUAAUCUAACAAAGAAACAGUUGAUCAGCUACAGCUAUAAGUAUCAGAAUUAUGUGAUCGUGAAUCGAGACGGAGUCAUAAGUUUUUGUUGGAUGUUCGUGGUGCAGGAGGUGAUGAGCGACCCGCUAGUAGUACAGUCGGGGAGCUCAAGGAGCUACUCCAGCACUUCAGCCAAAACAACCACCUGAUUCGAGAAAUGCAAGUAAUCUAUUCGCUUUGCGGUUUAUUAGCACAGGCGGAGCCAGACCAGUUUACUACAUUGCCUUGUUGCAGUAGGUGUGCACAUCCACAAGUCCAUAUUUUAGAAGAAUCAACUUUGGGGAACGCAAAAUGUUGAAUUUAGGACAUGAGAAAAUUAGGAGUUAGGAAGUCGGCGAACUUAAGAAAAAAUUCCAAUUUUGGUCCAGCAAUUUCCACCGUACAAAUGACUGACAAACUAAUAUACAGAACUGUGAUUGUUCCUGA